Messenger RNA from Coffea eugenioides, 1269 nucleotides. RefSeq lists its product as uncharacterized. The coding region runs from base 1 to 1269 and encodes 422 amino acids. Lineage: Eukaryota; Viridiplantae; Streptophyta; Magnoliopsida; Gentianales; Rubiaceae. The transcript has a single exon. The record is from RefSeq and is a predicted model, not a curated record.
AUGGCAACUGCAAUUAACCGCUUAGAGUCCCAAGUUUUCGAAAAAUUGCCAUCACAACCCGAGACGAAUCCGAAAAACGUGAGUGCUACGAUACUGAGGAGUGGCAAAGAAGUAGAGGGGCCUAAGACCACGAACCUAAAGAGUAAAAGUGAAGACGAAAUCGAGAAGGAGAUGGAAGAAGAAGGACGCAUUCGUGGAGACCUUGAGGUAACUCUUACUCCAUCAAUACUCAUUAAAUCUAAUUUACCUCCUUUUCCAUGCAGGUUGGAGAAGACGAAGAAGGCUGAGAAACAAAAGGAGAUCCUGGAUGUAUUUCGAAAAGUGGAGAUCAACAUCCCCUUGUUGGAUGCAAUUAAGCAAGUACCAAAGUACGCAAAAUUCCUUAAGAAUUUAUGCACUCAUAAGAGGAAGUUGAGAGGGGACGAACGAGUAGCGGUGGGAGAAAACGUAUCAGCCAUACUCCAAAGAAAACUUCCACCCAAGUGUGGGGAUCUAGGUAUGUUUACGAUCCCUUGCAAAAUAGGAGAUACACCGAUUAGAAAAGCAAUGUUAGAUUUAGGGGCGUCAAUCAACGUGAUGUCAAAAAUCAUUUAUGCUUCUCUAAAUCUUGGGCUAUUAAAAGAAACGGCCAUCACAAUGCAACUAACUGACCGCAUCAAUGCUUAUCCGGAGGGGCUGAUUGAGGAUGUUUUGGUUCAGGUAAAUGAGUUAGUUUUUCCAGCAGAUUUUUAUAUCCUAGAUAUGGGAGAUGAAAAGUCGUUAAAUCCGUCACCUAUUUUGUUAGGUAGACCGUUUCUUAGCACUGUUAGGACUAAAAUAGAUGUGAAUGAGGGUAUUUUAUCAAUGAAAUUUGAUGGUGCAAAAGUAAAUUUCAAUAUUUUUGAGAUGAUGAAAUAUCCAGAGAAAUCUAACUCAGUCUUUGCUUUGAGUGUUAUUGAGCCCAUUGUACAAGAAAUUUUUGAAAUGGAUGGUAAAGACGCAUUGGAAGUGGCCUUGACCAAGCCUCUUGAAUUGGGUGUAGCUCUUAAUGUGGAUAUGAGGGAUGAGUUGCACCAUGCAGUAGAAGCAUUACACUCACUUCCAACCAUGCCCCCAAGGUAUGAGCUUAUUUCUCUUUUUGUGCUAGAAAUUCAGACAAAGUUGCUUCUUUCAAUUGUGCAGGCACCGGAGUUAGAACUUAAGCCGCUCCCGAAACAUCCAAAGUAUGCAUUCUUGGGAGACCGAGAGACGCUUCCGGUGAUCAUUUCUGCACACCUAUCUCCAAGUUAA